Messenger RNA from Papilio polytes (common Mormon), 1840 nucleotides. It is a transcript of the gene mIF2, whose product is annotated as translation initiation factor IF-2, mitochondrial. Gene Ontology annotation, molecular function: GTPase activity; GTP binding. Lineage: Eukaryota; Metazoa; Arthropoda; Insecta; Lepidoptera; Papilionidae. The transcript is spliced from 12 exons. The record is from RefSeq and is a predicted model, not a curated record. Bases 130 to 1803 code for a protein of 557 amino acids.
AUACAUAAAAUAUCUUGUGGAAACGUCGUAAAAAUUGUAUUAUAAGAGUGUGACAGAAUUAAUUUAAUUUUGUACAGUUCGGUUCUUCUUAUGGUAUGAUUUUAAUGUUAAGUUUAAAAGUACUACAAAAUGUAUAGAAAUCUUUUAUUUAAAAGGUUGCCAUUCAGACAGAUCAGAAAUGAUUAUUUAAUACACACUUCUAAGCAGUUAGUAGAUAGUAAGUGUUCAUUGAACACUAUCCACCAUUUGGUCCGUCAUAUUUCAGUAUCAACGGUUUUCUGCAAGAAAAGGAAAACUGCAGAAGAAAAAGCUAUAGAGAAUCAUGGCAGGCGUGUAAUACGUUAUUCUCCAAAAGCAGGCUCUGAAGUUGUAGGAAUAUGGAGGAAUAUGACUGUUCAAGAUUUAGCUAAUGUGCUUAAAAAGGAUGUUGAACAUAUAUUUAAAACACUUGAAUUUGCGGACAAAAACUCUGACACUGAGUACAAGAGAGAUACAGUUAUACACAAUCCGCAGAUUGUGAGAGAGGUUAUAAAAAUAUCUGGCUGCCGGUUCAAGCUUGUGGCCCGACCUGAUGAACUUACUGAAGAAGAGGAGAAUAAGGAUGCAGUUCCCGCGCCACCAUCACCGGAGUCUGCGCUCCGGCCGCGACCGCCGGUGGUCUGCGUUAUGGGCCAUGUGGACCAUGGCAAGACCACACUGCUUGACGCACUGAGAGACACUGCUGUGGUGGACCAGGAAUUUGGAGGAAUCACACAGCAUAUUGGUGCUUUUGAAGUGAAGCUGCAGUCCGGGGAGACGGUGACAUUCCUGGACACGCCGGGGCACGCGGCGUUCAGCGCGAUGCGCGCGCGCGGCGCCUGCGCCACCGACGUGGUGGUGCUGGUGGUGGCCGCGGAUGACGGCGUCAUGGAGCAGACGGUGGAGUCCAUCCGCAUGGCUAGAGAGGCUAACGUUCCAAUACUUGUGGCGAUCAACAAAAUCGACAAGCCAGGUGUGAACAUUGUAGGUAUGCUUCUUUUUGCAUAUAUGUUUAAGCGUGCCAACGAGGUGAUGCGAUGGCGUCACAACCAGCGCAUGAAGGAGAAGCAAUCAGAAGACCUGGAGGUGAUAUCAGCCAAGGAAGCUGAGCACCGCGCGCAGUACCGCGCGCAGCUGGCCCACAAGCGCGCGCUGGGCCGGCUCAGACUGCGCCCGGAGGGGCCCAGGCAGAAACAGAUACAGCAAGACACGCAUCCCACGCUCAGUGUUAUUAUUAAAGGCGACGUGGACGGGUCCGUGGAGGCGAUCCUCGACAUCUUGGAGACGUACGACGAGCACUCGCGGGUGCGCCUCGACCUCGUCCACUACGGCGUCGGACACGUUACUCCUAACGACGUGGAGAUAGCGCAAGCGUUCAACGCAGUGAUAUACGCGUUCAAUGUGGAGUGUGCCAGCCCCGCGGCGGCGGAGGCGCGGCGAGCGGCCGUCAGCCUGCGCCACCACAACGUCAUCUACCGCCUCGUGGACGACAUCAAGCAAGAGAUCAGCUCAAGGAUACCUAAACGGCAGCAGGAGGAGGUUGUUGGUAAGUUUUUUAAUACAGAGAUACAGGUCAGGUCACAUUUUAACAGUGACGGACAGACCGUACAUGAAGGGAAGUUAGCUUCAAUGAAGCAUUUGAAAGAUGAAGUGACGACGAUCAAACGCGACAUGGAGUGCGGCCUGCGCUUCGAGGCGGAGGUGGAGGUGCAGCCCGGGGACACCGUCGUCUGCUACAACAUGCUGGAUGUCGACGACCACACGCAAUGGGACCCCGGAUUUUAACUAAAUCUACAAUUAGAUAAUAAAUUAUAGAUACAAA